Verticillium alfalfae VaMs.102 is the source of this 1107-nucleotide messenger RNA. RefSeq names its product aldose 1-epimerase. Bases 1 to 1107 code for a protein of 368 amino acids. The transcript is spliced from 5 exons. Lineage: Eukaryota; Fungi; Ascomycota; Sordariomycetes; Glomerellales; Plectosphaerellaceae. Gene Ontology annotation, molecular function: aldose 1-epimerase activity; carbohydrate binding. Gene Ontology annotation, biological process: beta-D-galactose catabolic process via UDP-galactose, Leloir pathway; glucose metabolic process. The record is from RefSeq and is a predicted model, not a curated record.
AUGGCUUCCAACCGCACUUUCGUGUUUUCGGCGGUCGCUGCGGUUGUUGUCGGUCUGGGGAUUUGGCAUUGGCGAGACGAACUUGUGCCGGCUUCACAGAAGAGCAAUAAGUCCAAGUUCAAGCCUGGAAAGGAUGGACGUUACACCAUCUCGGCCAAGGGAAUCAAGGCCCAGUUCAUCCCCUACGGCGCAACACUUACCAACCUGUACGUCAAGGACAAGCGGGGAAAUGAUGUCGACGUCGUUCUAGGAUACGAUGACGUUGAUUUCUACCCCGUCGACCCUGGCCACCCUGUGUACAAUGCGAUUCCUGGCCGUUACGUCAACCGCCUGAAGGGCGCGCAAUUUACCGUCGGCACCAAGACGUAUCACACGGAGAAGAACGAUUCCACCAACACUCUCCACAGCGGCAGCAACAACUGGUCGUACCGCUUCUGGGAUGUGACCAGCCUCGCAAGCGACUCUAUCACCUUCUCCAUCUCUGAUGCUGAGGGCGAAUCCAAGGGUUUCCCUGGACGUGUAGAGGCGUCCGUCACCUACAGCGUGGCCGAUGGCAAGUGGAACAUUAGGAUGGAGGCCACUUCCCCCGAAGCCAAAACCCCCCUCAUGCUCACCCAGCACACCUACUUUAACCUUGAGGCCUACCGCAAUCCUUCUACCGACAACAUCUGGUCCCACACGCUGCAUAUGCCCUACGCCAAGCGCUUCCUCCCGAUUGACUCCUUCGGCCUCCCCACCGGUGCCAUUGCUUCCGUGACCCCUGGCCACAUUAUGGAUUUUGCCUCUCAGCCUGACCUCCCCUUUGGCCGCGCCCGCGACACCCCUGACUUUGCCACCAACGCCGGCACGGAGGGUUACAACCACUUCUGGCUGUUUGACGACGUUCCCUCGCCCGAGACGGUCGUCCUCACACUCGCGAGUCCCUGGAACGGCAUCAAGGCUGAUCUGAGAACGGACCAGCGCGGCGUGCAGAUCUACUCUACGGGAUGGAGUGAUGGAUCUGCUGGGCUGAAGAGCACGCAGGGAACGGACAAGGUGAAGACCAUGGGGCGAAGCUCGGCCGUGGCCAUUGAGCCGCACGACUUGGUGGACGGUGUCAACAAGUAA